Molecule: messenger RNA, 3378 nt
Organism: Pygoscelis adeliae (Adelie penguin)
Lineage: Eukaryota; Metazoa; Chordata; Aves; Sphenisciformes; Spheniscidae
Gene: TNN
Product: tenascin N
Exons: 17
Coding region: 1-3378 (1125 amino acids)
Molecular function (GO): protein binding
Source: RefSeq, a predicted model, not a curated record
AUGGAUUUCCAGAGCUGGUUUGCCUUCCCAGUGGGGGUAUUGCUGUGCUGUGCUCUUCAGACAUCUGCUGUUCAACAUCCUGCAUCUCACAACUGCACCAGCAAUGGUCAGAGAAUAUCCUUCAGCCACUCGUACAAGAUUGACCUGCCCACAUCCUCCCAGAUUAAGGUGGAAGCAGAUCCAUUACUGCAUGAAGACAACAGUGAGGUGCAGCUAGAUCCUGGAGAGGCUGAGGAAAAUGAAGAGCAGAAUAUCAUCUUUAGGCACAACAUCCAUGUGCAUGCACCCAAAGGGGACUGUGAAAAUUUGACCCACAUUAAGGGUCUGCUUGAGAGGAUGGAGAAGCUGGAGAAAGACGUGGCAGAGCUGAGAGAAGUUUGCAGCCCUCAGAAGUGCUGUGGGGGAAGCCAAGGUGUCUCGCAUUGCAGUGGCCAUGGGACUUUCCUCUAUGAGACUUGCAGCUGUAAGUGUGCCAAGGGCUGGGAGGGCAGUGACUGCUGCCGCCCCACCUGCCCCAGCCGCUGCAGUGGCCGUGGGCGCUGUGAUGGUGGGAAGUGUAUCUGUGAUGAGCCUUACUUUGGUGAGGACUGCAGCCAGCAGCUCUGUCCUGAGAACUGCACUGGCAACGGCAUCUGUGACACAGCCAAAGGGGUCUGCCAGUGCUAUGAGGAGUUCAUCAGAGAGGACUGCAGCGAGAAACGAUGUCCCGGGGACUGCAGUGGCAAUGGGUUCUGUGACACAGGAGAGUGUUACUGCCACGAUGGCUUCUUUGGCCUUGACUGCUCCCAGGUGCUUGCUCCUCAGAACCUGCAGCUGCUGAACUCCACAGAGAACUCUCUGGCUGUCAGCUGGGAUCAUAUGAUUGAUGUGGAUAAUUACCUCAUUAGCUAUUAUCGAGUAGGGUAUGAGACAUUGGUGAAACAAGUCCACCUGCCCAAAGAGCAGCUCAGCUAUGAGAUUGUGGGUCUCCACCCUGGCACCACAUACAAUGUCACGCUUCGUCAUGUGAAGAAGGGGAUUGCCAGUGAGCCCCAGUAUCUAGAAGCAAGUACAGUCCUGUCUGCACUCAAUGCCAUCUGGGUGACAGAGGAGAUGGAGCACUCCCUGGAAGUGGAGUGGGAGAACCCACCAACAGAGGUGGAUUAUUACAAGCUGAAGUUCAGAUCCCUGAUGGAGGUAGAUGAGAAGCAGGUCACGGUACCCAAAAGCAAUGACCCUAAGAGCAGACACAUCAUGACUGGCCUGAAACCUGGCACAGGGUAUGAGGUUACCAUCAUACCUGUGAAAGACAAUACAGAGGGGAAACCAUCCUCAGUGAGUGGUAGGACUGGAGUUGAUAGUCCAACCAAUGUGGCAACUGACCAAGUGACAGAGGAUACAGCCACUGUCUCAUGGAGUAAAGUUGAGGCUCCCAUAGACAGGUACAUGGUGAGAUACACCUCAGCUGAUGGGGACAUCAAGGAAAUAGAGGUGGGGAGUAAAAAUGACAUCAUCACCUUACUGGAUCUGAAGCCAGGCAUGGAAUAUGUCAUCCACAUCUGGGCAGAGAAGGGACCCCAGCGGAGCAAGAAGGCAAGCACCAGUGCCGUGACAGAAAUUGACAGCCCAACUGAGCUGUUGACUGACCAAGUGACAGAGGAUGCAAUUACUGUUUCCUGGAACAAAGUCCAGGCUUCAAUAGACAGAUACAGAGUGAGCUACACCUCAGCUAAUGGGGACACAGAGGAGAGAGAGGUGGAGAAAGACAAGAAUGUCACUACUUUGGCAGGACUGAAGCCAGGCAUGGAGUACGUCAUUUACAUCUGGGCAGAAAAGGGAGAACAACAGAGCAAGAGGGCCAGCACUGAGGCUGUGACUGAAAUCGACAGCCCAGCUCACCUUGUGACUGAUCAAGUGACAGAGGACACAGCCACCAUCUCCUGGGCCAAGGUCCAGGCUCUCAUAGAUAGGUACACGGUGAACUACACCUCUGUUGAUGGUGACACAGAGGAGAUGGAAGUGGGAAAGAACGAGACUACCACUACUUUGACAGGACUGAAACCUGGCAUUGAAUAUGUCAUCUUCCUCUGGGCAGCGAAGGGAACCCGGCAGAGCAAGAGGAUCAGCACUGAGGCAGUGACAGAAAUGGACAGCCCAAAGAAUCUGGUAACUGACCGAGUGACAGAGGACUCAGCCACCAUCUCCUGGGAUAGUGUCCAAGCUCCCAUAGACAGGUAUAUGGUGAGCUACACUUCUGCUGUUGGGGACACCAAGGAAAUAGAAGUGGGGAAGAACAAGAGCAUUACCACCCUGACAGGACUGAAACCAGGCAUGAAGUACACCAUCCAUCUCUGGACAGAGCUGGGAAGCAAGCAGAGCAAGAGGGCAAGCACUGACAUGCUGACAGAGAUCGAUCCUCCCAAGAACCUCCAUGUGUCAGAUGUGACUCAUUCUACUGGCGUGGUUACCUGGACUCCUCCUGCAGCACAGAUUGAUGCCUAUGUUCUGACUUACCAGGGUCGAGAUGGCAUGAGCAAGGAAGUACAUCUGGGUCCUAGCGAACAACGGUUUGUGCUGGAAGGACUGGAACAAGGAGUGAGGUAUACCAUCUUUGUGAGGGCCUAUAAGGGAGAUUGCCAGAGCAGAAAGACAGACAGUACCUUCUCAACAGUUAGCUUCCUCUACCCGUAUCCUGCAGACUGCAGCCAGAUGCAGCAGAACGGCAAUGCCUCCAGUGGCAUGUAUACCAUUUACCUGAACAGGGAUGGCAGCAGGCCGAUGCAGGUGUACUGUGACAUGACCACUGAUGGAGGCGGGUGGAUAGUGUUUCAGAGGCGGAGCACUGGCGAGGUGGAUUUCUACAAACACUGGAAAAAUUAUGUGGAAGGCUUUGGAGAUCCCACUGGGGAAUUUUGGCUUGGUCUUGACAAGCUGCACAAUCUCACAAGUAGCAGCCCCAUCCGCUAUGAGCUCCGGGUGGAUUUGCGGACAGCCAGCGAAUCUGUCUAUGCUGUCUAUGACUUCUUCCAGGUUGCCUCGAGCAGGGACAGAUACAGGCUGUCGGUGGGGAAUUACAGAGGCAAUGCUGGGGAUGCAAUGACCUACCACAAUGGCUGGAAGUUCACAACGUGGGACAGAGACAAUGAUGUGGCUCUCAGCAACUGUGCUCUGACACACCAUGGUGCAUGGUGGUACAAGAACUGCCACUUGGCCAACCUCAAUGGGAAAUACGGGGAGAGCAAGCACAGUGAGGGGGUGAACUGGGAGCCAUGGAAAGGCCAUGAAUUCUCCAUCCCUUUUACCGAGAUGAAGAUCCGUCCUCAGUCUUCCAGUAAUGAGCCAAUACUGGGGAGGAAGAACAGGUCUCUAUCAGGGAAGAGGAAGAAGAUCAGGGCUUAA